Molecule: messenger RNA, 5114 nt
Organism: Helianthus annuus (common sunflower)
Lineage: Eukaryota; Viridiplantae; Streptophyta; Magnoliopsida; Asterales; Asteraceae
Product: zinc finger CCCH domain-containing protein 19
Exons: 10
Coding region: 113-4942 (1609 amino acids)
Molecular function (GO): DNA binding; protein binding
Source: RefSeq, a predicted model, not a curated record
UGAAUAAUAAAAGUUUCUAAAUCCCAUUCUCUAUCCCAAACACAUAUAGAUACAUUUUGUUUUGUAUAUAGAAAACUGAAAAUUAGGGUUAGGGUUUUACGUGAUUUUAGCUAUGGAGGUUGAAGAAGAAACCACCAUAAACCACCUCGAAGAACCACUGGCAGCAAUUGAAACAACAACAAGAACCGUACUCAAUGAAACCUCCAUAGAAAACAGAACCACUACCAGUACUGAUAACGAAUCUGAAAACAAAUCCAUAUCCGAAUCCAACAUUCAAGAAGAAGAUAACUCGCCUGUUCCCCUUCACAAAUCGGACGAUUCCGAACCCUUAAUCAUGGCAGCGGUUGCGGAAAAUGAUGCGGAUGCGGCUGUUUGUGGCGAGGAUACGGAUUUGCUGGCGGCAUUGAGCGGUGGUAGUGAUGACGUGGCAGCAGUGGAGUGUGGUGGUGAUGACGUGGCAGCGGUGGAGUGUGGUGGUGGUGGUGAUGACGUGGCAGCGGUCAGGGUUGACGGUGAGGGGAAUGGUGAUUCAGUGGAGGAAGUUAAUGGCGGUGAGAAUUCGGUUAUAUUGAAAGAUGGGAUUAAUGUUAAGGGAGAAAGUAUUGAUAAUGUUGAAGGAGAUGAAGCAAUUGUGGUUGUCGAAGAGGUUGUUAAGGAAGAAGAGGUGAUUGUGGCUAAAGAGGAAGGUGUUGGUGUUAAACAAGAUGAAUAUAAGGUUGAUGGUGUUUCAAAAAAUGAUGAGAAAGACGCUAUGGUGGAAGAUGAGGAGAAAUGUUUGGAUCCAGAAAUGAAGGCUGAACAAUCGUUGGAUACUGGAAUAGAAAUAGAGACCGAGAAGUCGUUGGAUACAGAAAUAGAGACUGAUAAACCGUUGGGUACGAAGAAGGAGAUCGAGAACUCGUUGGAUACAGAAAUAGAGACUGAUAAACCGUUGGGUACAGAAUUGGAGACUGAGAAAGCGUUUGAUACAGAGGAGACCGAGAAAUCAUUGGAUACGGAAAUACAGACUGAGAAAUCGUUCGAUACAGAGGAGACCAAGAAAUCACUGGUUACCGAAAUAGAGACUGAGAAAUCGUCCGACACAGAAAAGGAGACCGAGAAAUCAUUGGACACGGAAAUGGAGGCCGAGAAAUCAUUGGACACAGAAAUGGAGGCCGAGAAAUCAUUAGAUACGGAAAUGGAGGAUGAGAAAUCUUUGGAUGCGGAAAUGGAGAAUGAGAAAUCGAUGGAUACAGAAAUGGAGAAUGAGAAAGCAUUGGAUACAGAAAGGGAGAAUGAGAAAUCAAUGGAUACAGAAAUGGAGAAUGAGGAAGAAGCAAACUUAGCCGAUGAAGAGAAUGAGGACGUUCAAGAAGCAGAGAUUGAGACAGAAUCGUCUACAAAAGGCGGUGGAGGAAAACGGAAAAGAGGAGGCAAGACUUCAAAAGCUAAGCCAAGGAAGACCAUUGAGGAGGAUGUUUGCUUUAUUUGCUUUGAUGGUGGAGACCUUGUGCUGUGUGAUAGGAGGAAUUGCCCAAAAGCUUAUCAUCCUAACUGUGUUAACCGGGAUGAAGCUUUCUUCCAAUCUAAGGGUAGUUGGAAUUGUGGUUGGCACUUGUGCAGUCUCUGUGAGAAAAAGGCAGAGUACAUGUGUUAUACUUGCACAUAUUCUUUGUGCAAAGCAUGCACUAAAAAAGCUGUUAUAUUGUGUGUAAGAGAGAAAGAGAAGAAAGGCUUUUGUGAGCCUUGCAUGAGAGUUGUGAAACAAAUUGAAAUACCGGACAGUCAGGGAGAUUUGAACUUUGAUGACAAGGAUAGCUGGGAGCAUCUUUUUAAGGAUUAUUGGAUAGAAACAAAAGAAAAACAUAAUUUGUCGUUAGCUGAAAUUGAGCAAGCUAAGAACCCUUGUAAAGGAACCGGAAAACAAGAACCUGAUAUCAAAGAUGACAAUGAUUCAGGUUCAGACAAUCCUCCUGAAAUCAUAAAAACAAGAAAAAGCAAAAGAAACGCAAAAAAACAGAAGCCGAAUAAGGAAGAUGACUCUGUGGGGCCUGAGCCUGAAAACGCUGAGUGGGUAUCGAAAGAUCUAUUAGAAUUUGUGACCCACAUGAGAAACGGUGACAGCUCUGUCAUAUCUCAAUUUGAAGUACAAGACAUGUUGCUUGAAUACAUUAAACGAAACAAACUUCGUGAUCCUAACCAUAAGAGUCAAAUAAUUUGUGACGCAAGGCUUGAAAAUCUUUUUGGUAAACCACGUGUGGCGCAUAUUGAAAUGUUAAAGCUUCUAGAAUCUCACUUUCUUGCGAAAGAAGAGUCUCAGAUAGAUGAUUUUCAAGGGACUGUUGUUGAUACUGAAACUAGCCCGGUUGAUGAUAAAGACAAGAAACGUAAAGGGCGAAAGAAAAGUGACAAACGGGAUCCACAAUCCAACCGUGAAGAUUAUGCCGCAAUUGAUAAGCACAACAUUAGCUUGAUUUACUUGCGACGCAAGUUAGUGGAGGAUUUGCUUGAUGAUAUGGAAAGAUUUAAUGACAUCGUUGUUGGUACUUUUGUUAGAAUAAGAAUAUCCGGAGCUCAUCAGAAGCAGGACAUAUAUAGACUGGUGCAAGUUACAGGUACCAGUGAAGCAGCAUGGUAUACACUUAGCAAAAGGACAACACGUACAAUGCUUGAAAUCUUAAAUCUUGACAAAACCGAGACCAUAUCCAUCGAUAGCAUUUCAAACCAGGAUUUCAUGGAGGAUGAAUGCAAACGUCUGCGACAAAGUAUUAAGUGUGGGCUUAUAAGUAGACUGACUGUGGGAGACGUUCUGGACAAAGCCAUGGAACUUCAGGUCGUUAGAGUCAAUGAUUGGUUCGAAACAGAGACUGUUCGGCUUAAUCAUCUUCGUGAUCGAGCAAGUGAUCUAGGGCGUAAGAAGGAGCUUAGAGAAUGUGUAGAGAAGUUAAACGUGUUGAAGACACCCGAAGAACGUGCUCGCAGGCUGGAAGAGGUUCCGUUAGUACACGAUGAUCCUACUAUGGAUCCAGAAUACGGGUCUGAAGAUGACACCGACUCCGAUGAUAAGAAACAAGAUUUAUACACGAGAUCCGACAGUUUCAGAUCCAAUAGAAGAGGAAGGGAUCGGUUUUCCCCAAGAGGAAAUUACACUUCCAAAGAUUCUUGGAGUGGGACCCCUCGGAGUUCUUCAGGAAAAAGUCACGAAUUUACAGAAUCUUGGAGCGGGACCCCUCGUGGUUCUUCAGCCAAAAAUCAUGAAUUCACGGAAUCUUGGAGUGGGACCCCUAGGAGUUCAUCAGCCAAAAAUCACGAAUUCACAGAAUCUUGGAGUGGGACCCCACGAAGUUCUUCAAGCACCAAAUCUUUGUCAAAUAAGAGUUUCCCUAUCAAGGCAGAAGAUGCAACUACUUCUAGUUUCAAGGCGCAAAGGGAAAAUUCACGGGACCCAUCUGUGCAACAACCGAUUAUAUUAGAGAAGCCAAGUGUAGCUUCACCUUCAAUUGCAGCAGAAUCAGCUCCUAAAAUAAAUGAAACCGAGAAAAUGUGGCAUUACAAAGAUCCAUCUGAAAAAAUUCAAGGCCCGUUUUCGAUGGUACAGUUGCGCAAGUGGAGCAAAAACGGAUAUUUUCCUGUUGGGUUGAAAAUAUGGCGAAAAAGUGACAAGGAAGAUGACGGGAUUUUGUUAACUGAUGCGUUAGAAGGUAAGUCCACGGUUGUUGGCCCGAGAGCAAUAAAUCUAGAUGGUCAAAAUUUGAACCGUAAUCUUCCUUCUCCUACACCAAACAAAGUCAGUAUUGGUCAGACUGCAGAGCAAACGGGCCCACUUACGGGUCCGAGUCCACCUUUGAUUGCAUGUGCGAACAAAGAUGGUAAUUUAGCUGGGUUGCAAACGGGCCCACUUACGGGUCCUACAUUUCAAUCUCAUGAUCAUUCCACCAAUACUUCUGGGGUUGCGGUUCCCGAUGCACCACAAAAUAUUGUCCAGGGUGUUCAAAAUCCGGUUUCGGUUCAUUCUUCUCAAUUAGGUCAACUGGUGACGCCACUCGACAGUAAUAUGCAGCCGCAAAUGGUUCAGUCUGUAAGCGGUCAGAAUCCUCAGGGAUGGUCCCAGAAUAUGCAACCGAACCCGUCUAUGAAUAUGGCUGGACUACCACCUGUAAUGUAUAACCAGUGGACUGGUGUUCCAAACAUGGUUCAGAAUCCUGUUGGAAACUUCAUGCCAGCACCCCAAGAACCAUGGGCCCAACAGUUCCCGUUUCCCGUCAAUCAACAGACUAUGCAGCAGCAGCAGCUGCCACAACCGUUACAACCGAAUGUUAAUUGGGGUGCAAUGGCUGGGAAUCCAAACAUGGGCUGGGUCGGCCCGAAUGCUGGAAAUCCAAUGAAUUGGGUCCCCAUGGUCCCAGGCCCGCAGGUAACUGGAACAGUUGAUCCAACUUGGGCUAUGCAAGCGGGUUGGGUUCCUCAGCCCGCAGUUCAAGGGAUUAUGCCUAACCAAAGCUGGGUUGCGACUCCUACUCAAGGGCCGAUGGUUGCUGGAAAUGGGAACCCUAGUUGGGUUGGGCCCAUGCCACCUGGCACUAAUCAAGUAGCACCCACUGCUGGUUGGGUUGCGCCAAAUGUGAACCAAGUACCUACUGAUAUGAACAGCGGGUGGGUCGGUGGACCCGGGAAUCAAGGUGCACCGGUUCCAAACCAGGGUUGGGUUCCACCUCCUGGAACUCAAGGAGCACCACCGCCGCCACCUGGAAACCCGAACCAAAACUGGGGUCCACGGAACCGUGGCGGUAAUUGGGGUGGGAACAGGAACAGAGGAGGUUUUGGUUUCGGCGGUAGGAGGAGUUUUAAUAAGCCAGAAUCAUUCCAUGGAGAUGGUGGCUCAAACGAUAAAGACGACGACGGGCCGACCCAUAAAGAUAGUGGGUCGUUUCAUGGAGACGAUGCUAGAUCUUCUGACCAGUAGCUUGCCCGACUGCCCGUUUUAUGAUUAGGAUGUUGAAGAGUUUUGUUUAGGGCAGUUGAGAAGUGGUUGUACAGCAAUUUUUGAAUUAGACUUCACUUUUGGUACUUAUGUUAUAGAACUCUGUUUUUUUGCAGCUUUUGGACAUAAAAUUAAAGUGGGCGUUUUACUUUUA